This is a messenger RNA of Gavia stellata (red-throated loon), 1074 nucleotides long. It is a transcript of the gene TPBGL, whose product is annotated as trophoblast glycoprotein like. Lineage: Eukaryota; Metazoa; Chordata; Aves; Gaviiformes; Gaviidae. The transcript has a single exon. Bases 1 to 1074 code for a protein of 357 amino acids. Gene Ontology annotation, molecular function: protein binding. The record is from RefSeq and is a predicted model, not a curated record. Gene Ontology annotation, cellular component: plasma membrane. Gene Ontology annotation, biological process: negative regulation of canonical Wnt signaling pathway.
AUGGCCCGCAGGCAGGCGCGGGCAGCGGGCAGCGGGCGCUGGUUGCCCUGGCUGGGACUCGCCUUGCUGCCGCUGGCCGUGCCCCCCGCCGCCGCCCCCGGGGGCUGCCCGUCCGCCUGCUACUGCGUGGCCACCCCGGAGCUGGUGCAGUGCCGGUACGAGAGGUUGGAGGAACCGCCGAGGGAGCUGCCGGCCACCGUGCACAACCUCAGCAUCGCCGGCAGCAACCUGAGCGUGCUGCACCGCGCUGCCUUCGCCGCCCGCCCGCUGCCAGACCUCCGCCUGCUCCGCUUGCGCCAUGAUAACAUCCAAAGCGUCGAGGACAUGGCUCUGCAAGGGUUGUCCGCCCUACGUACCCUCGACCUGAGCCACAACCCCCUGCUCUCGGUGGCCCCCGGCGCUUUCGCCGGCGUGCCGCUGCUGCGUACGCUGCAGCUGAACCAGGCGCUGCUGGCCGCCCCGUUGGAGGAGCAGCUCGCCUUGGCCCUGCGCAACCUCAGCCUGCGGCGCUUGGAGCUGGCGGGCAACGCGCUGCGGGCGCUGCCGGCCACCCUGCUGCCCGCCGGCCUGGAGGAGCUGGACCUGCGUAACAACUCGCUGCAGCGGCUGACGGACGCUGAGCUGCGGAGCCUGGAAGCGCCGGCCUUGCGGGGGCUGCGGCUCACCUUGGGGGCCAACCCGCUGAGUUGCGACUGCGCUCUGCGCCCGUUCCUCGCCUGGCUGCGCACCGCCACCGCCCGCGUGCCCGACGCCCGCAGCCUGCGCUGCGCCGGACCACCACUGCUACGCGGGGCCGCCCUGCUACGCCUGCGGCCCGAGGGGCUGGCGUGUGCAGCCGCCGAGGGCGGCGAGCCCGGUCGGCUGGAGACAGCCUCUUACGUCUUCUUCGGCAUCGUGUUGGCCCUCAUCGGCAUCGUCUUCCUCAUGGUGCUCUACCUGAACCGCCGCGGCAUCAAGCGUUGGCUGCACAACCUGCGCGAGGCUUGCCGCGACCAGAUGGAGGGCUACCACUACCGCUAUGAGCAGGACGCCGAUCCCCGCCGUACCAGCGCCAUCGGCACCCCCGGCCUCUGA